GGGAGCGCGGCUCGGUGCCGCCCGAUCCGUCCUGUCCCGUCCCGUCCGUGCGGUCAUGGCGGCGCUGCGCGGAGCCCCGCGGCUGCUCCUCUUCCCCGGCGAUGCGGCCGAGCCCGCUGCCGGCCGCCGCCUGUCCGUCGUGCUGCCCGCGGGGGCGGCUCCCAGCCCUCCGGAGGCUCCGCCGCCGGCCCGCAAGCGGCAGCGCCUCACCCACCUGAGCCCCGAGGAGAAGGCGCUGCGCAGGAAACUGAAGAACCGGGUGGCGGCCCAGAGCGCCCGGGACAGGAAGAAGGCGCGGAUGACGGAGCUGGAGCAGCAGGUGGUGGAGCUGGAGGAGGAGAACCAGCGGCUGCUGCGGGAGAACCAGCGGCUGCGGGAGCAGACGGGCAGCCUCUCCCUGGAGAACCGGGAGCUCCGCUGCCGCCUGGGCUUGGACGCUUUGAAGACAGAGCCGGAGUGCGAGCCCACGGUUGUGAAGGAAUCCCAGGUGGAUGAUUUCAGGUUGGUGACCGGGUCCGCUGAGUCCGCAGCACUCAGACUACGUGUUCCUCUGCAGCAGGUGCAGGCCCAGCUGUCACCAUUUCUGACAACCUCCACAUGGAUUCUGAUGGCAGUGACUCUUCAGAUUCUGAGUCUGAUCUCCUCUUGGGCUUUCUGGACACUCUGGACCCAGAGAUGUUUCUCAAAUGCGGUGACACAGAAUCAUCCAGCCUGGAAAAGCUGGACGAAGAGAUCUGUGGAGAAACAAAUUCCAUACCGACCUCCGCCUCUCCCUCUCUGGGGUCCCCAUCAGCUAAGCUGGAGGCCAUUAAUGAACUCAUAAGGUUUGAUCAUGUGUACACAAAACCCUUAAUACUGGAGUUUCCUGUUAAAAUGGGCAACGAAACCAAUAUGCUUGUGAAAAUCGAGGGAGUGUCCCUCUCUCCGCCGGAAGACAAAACUAUUGUUGAGGUCCCAGUG
This is a messenger RNA of Numida meleagris (helmeted guineafowl), 960 nucleotides long. It is a transcript of the gene XBP1, whose product is annotated as X-box binding protein 1. The record is from RefSeq and is a predicted model, not a curated record. Gene Ontology annotation, cellular component: nucleus. The coding region runs from base 56 to 823 and encodes 255 amino acids. The transcript has 5 exons. Gene Ontology annotation, molecular function: RNA polymerase II transcription regulatory region sequence-specific DNA binding; DNA-binding transcription factor activity, RNA polymerase II-specific. Lineage: Eukaryota; Metazoa; Chordata; Aves; Galliformes; Numididae.